Molecule: messenger RNA, 1521 nt
Organism: Drosophila kikkawai
Lineage: Eukaryota; Metazoa; Arthropoda; Insecta; Diptera; Drosophilidae
Gene: ppk6
Product: pickpocket 6
Biological process (GO): sodium ion transmembrane transport
Cellular component (GO): plasma membrane
Molecular function (GO): ligand-gated sodium channel activity
Source: RefSeq, a predicted model, not a curated record
AUGAUAGACACGGGAAAGUGGUCACCACCUGGCAAAAGGAACUCCGGCGGCAACGGAGGGAAUCGAAAAAGGGAGCCGAAUUCCAUGAUAGGGGCCAUUCUGGCCACUUUCUGGGAGUACACCGAGCGAACCAAGGUGAGCGGCAUGUGGCUGCUGCGUCGGAACCGCACUUACGGCGUCUCCAGGUUCAUUUGGUCCUCGGUGCUGCUGCAGUUGCUCCUACUGAGCAUCUACCUCACCCUGCUGCUCUGGCUGAAGUUUUACUCGUACCCCAUCCUCAACACCAUCUCCAACGAUCUCUCCAUCACGGAUGUGGCCUUUCCGGGCGUGACCAUCUGCAGUCCCAAGGUGGUGAACUCAGAACGAGUGGAUCGCUACGUGAAGACACUCAAGAUUCCCAAGGAGUACGACAUCGCUGAGGUGGCUGCUGGAUUCGAGUUCCUCAACGCCUUCACGGACCAGAGCUUUGAGCCUCCUAGUCACGAAAGCUUCAGGGCUACGGAUGCCGUGCUGCGGCUGAAUAAUGUAACCACCUGGGAGGCAGCCAUGGCCGUCAGUCCCGGCUGCUCCGACUACGUCAAGCGCUGCUUCUGGGGCCACACGGAGUUUCAGUGCAACCAGAGUCACGAGUACCUCUCGUUUAUUCCCACGACGGCUUACCUGGGUCCCUGCUGCUCCUUCAACUACAAUCCUCGCAACGCCAGCUUCGUGCCGUUCUCAGCCAACAUAUUUGGCAUGGAUGGGGGUCUGACAUUUGUGGGGGCGGAGGGCAGCGAACGCAACCUCAACACUGGGCUCAUCGUCCUGGUGCAUCACCCCAUGGACUAUGUAACGGAGUCGGCUGCCUCGGUGACCAUCACUGCGCGAUCGGAGAGCUUCGUGGAAGUGUCUCCCACUGUGCAGAGCUCCUCGGUCGAGGUCCUGGAGUUGUCGGAGCGGAAGCGUGACUGCCUCAUUUCGGAUGACCUGCGCCUACGAAACUAUAGGCAGGCGGCCUGCCUCCUCGCCUGCCAGACCGAGGCCAUUGUGCAGAAGUGCGGCUGCCACCCGUACCUCCUGCCCAUCGUGGGUAACAAGUUCAAGGAGUGCAACUUGAACGACACCUUCUGCUACUCAGCCAACUACGACAACUUUAAAAGCGUGCGCUGCGACCAGUGUCUGCCCAACUGCUACGAUGUCACGUAUUCGACUCUCUCCUACAAAACGGACCUCAACCAACACCAGUUCUCUGUGAGCCGCUACUACUCUCCUGAGCUGCUGAACAGCGAUAGCUUUGUACUUAGGGUCUACCUAGCAAAGCAAGUAGUUCCAGUGAUUCGAAAAGUGACCGUGAUGUCUUGGAUUGGUCUAUUAUCGGAUCUGGGUGGCAUUUUCAAUCUCUGUCUAGGCCUUAGCAUGAUCUCCGUGGUGGAGUUCUUCUAUUAUUGCACCUACCGCUUCUACAUCAACUACCAGCUCCAAAAGGCCCAGCUGCCAAGGAAGGCGUGGCAGUAGAUAUCACUUUUAUCCAUAAUUUUUUAU